CGCAGCCUCAAACUCGGGAAAUCGCCAUGGACGUGGUCAAGGCUGUUGAAACAUAUGUCACAAAGCUGGUAUCGACACCCUCGGCGAUGAAGGUUCUCCUUCUGGAUACACACACGACACCCAUUGUAUCUCUGGCUUCCACCCAAUCGACUUUGUUAUCUCAUCAAGUGUAUCUUACGGACAGGAUAGACAAUCCACGGCGAGACCGUAUGCCUCACAUGAAAUGCGUCUGCUUCCUGCAGCCAAACGAAGCCAGUCUGGAAGCGCUUAUCACUGAACUGAAGGAGCCCAAGUAUGGAGAAUAUUAUCUCUACUUUAGCAAUAUUCUCAGCAAGGCCGAUAUCCAGCGCCUGGCUGACGUCGACGAGUUUGAAGUGGUCAGGGAAGUACAGGAGUACUUUGCAGAUUAUUGCCCACUGUUGCCAUCGCUGUUCUCUCUCAACCAUACACCAUCCGCUGAGCGACCCCUUUACGGAACUUCGCCGAACUCUUGGGACGAUGAUGCAUUUGAACGCUCGGUUCAAGGGAUACUUGCAGUGCUUCUUAGUCUCAAGAAGAAGCCGAUGAUACGCUAUGAGAGAAUGAGUGGUAUGGCCAAGAAGCUGGCAAGCGAAGUCCAGGCUCGUCGACAACGCAUACAAACCGAGUCUACUCUGUUUGACUUUCGCCUAACUCAGGUUGCACCGCUACUUUUGAUCCUGGAUCGACGGAAUGAUCCUGUGACGCCUCUCCUAUCUCAGUGGACAUAUCAGGCCAUGGUCCACGAACUGCUGGGAAUUCAGAAUGGCCGCGUUAAUCUCAGUCACGUUCCAGACAUUGGGCCAGAACUUACAGAGAUAACAUUGACUACCUCCACCGACUCCUUCUUCCAGGCGCAAUAUCUUGCUACGUUUGGCGACCUCGGGACCUCGCUCAAGGAUUAUGUCCAGUCUUACCAGACCCGUUCCCUCGCUCAAUCACCGUCUUCCAUUAAUUCAAUAUCAGAUAUGAAGCGUUUCAUAGAGGAAUAUCCAGAAUUCCGAAAGCUUGGCGGAAAUGUCAGCAAGCAUGUUGCGCUCGUCGGCGAACUAAGUCGCCUUGUGGAACGCGACAAGCUUCUAGACGUGGGUGAGGUUGAACAAGGCCUUGCCACAAGUUCGGGUGCAGAUUACAGACUUGUUCAAGGAAUUAUCACCAAUCCCGCUGUACCGACGUUCAAUAAACUUCGUGUGGUUAUCUUAUAUGCUCUACGCUAUCAAAAGACCCAAACGAGUAACAUCGCUUCUCUCAUCAAUUUAUUGCUUUCGAAUGGUGUACCACGGGAGGAUGCCAGACUUGUCUACGUUUUCCUCAACGUAGCAGGCGCCGAUCAGCGACAGGAUGAUUUGUUCUCCACAGAGUCGCUUUUAGCCAAAGGCCGCUCCGCUUUAAAGGGAUUGAAGGGGGUCGAGAACGUGUAUACACAACACACGCCUCAUCUAUCGCAAACGCUGGAAAAUCUGUUUAGAGGUCGUUUGAAGGAUAUUAGCUACCCACUUCUGGAGGGCGCUGGCACCAAUGCAGCAUUGCACAGGCCGCAAGAUAUCAUUAUAUUCAUGGUCGGCGGUACAACGUACGAAGAAGCACGGACAGUCACCCUUCUGAACCAAGAGUCUGCUUCAACGGGUACUAGAAUUCUGCUGGGAGGAACGUGUGUUCAUAACUCUUCCAGUUAUGUCGAGAUGAUGCGAGACGCUGCUGAGAAGUUCAAUACGAGCGUGUAUGAACCACCGCCCGAAUCUGCGUCAAAUGCGCCGAUACUCAACCUCAACCUGGGAGGUGUGAACGUCAGCUUGGGUGGUCCGGCCGGAUCGGGUGUGUAUAGAAGUAGCUCAGACAAUGUCGGGGUGCAGGCAGAUGGGAUAAGGGACGGUGUGCGGAACUUCAUCGGGAUUGUCAAGCAAGGGGUCGACAAGAUAGGAAUGCAAUAAUGUAUCAUGCUGGUAUAAUAGUCUCCGU
Molecule: messenger RNA, 1977 nt
Organism: Coniophora puteana RWD-64-598 SS2
Lineage: Eukaryota; Fungi; Basidiomycota; Agaricomycetes; Boletales; Coniophoraceae
Product: Sec1-like protein
Exons: 11
Coding region: 27-1949 (640 amino acids)
Biological process (GO): vesicle-mediated transport; intracellular protein transport
Cellular component (GO): Golgi membrane
Source: RefSeq, a predicted model, not a curated record